AUGAUCAUUGAUUUCGAAAGGGCUGCCGAAACAAAAGUAGCUGAGAUGGAAGAAGCCGUCGAAACUAUAACUGUUCAGAUGGAAGAGCUGACCUUGAAGAACGCGACAAAGUAUACACGUGAAAGAGAUUCUCCUCGAAUAAUUGAAUUGCGUAAUAAGAUUGUUAGUGAAUGGAAGCACGUCAGUUUUCAUUCGCAAAUGAUGAGAAGUAAGGCGUGGUCAAGAAAAGGAGUAUCUGCUACGGUCAAAGUGCCUACACAAAAAGGCGUUAACAUCAGUAUAAUCGGCUGCAUUGCAUCUUUCGGCAUAGUCAAUUUUUCGAAAGUAGAUCACAUCAAGAAAAUUGAUGCCGAGAUAAUCGAAAGAGAAUUUCAUUCAAAGGAGGAGAAUAAGGGCAAGAAACGAAAAUCAAGCAGUCAGAAGGAGGUUAAACCAAAGCCCAAGAAAGGAACCACCGCCUAUCAUAUUGUUAAAUUUGUAGAAGCUGCCAUGUACAUUUUGGAUAGGCUAGACAGAUAA
Molecule: messenger RNA, 519 nt
Organism: Cokeromyces recurvatus
Lineage: Eukaryota; Fungi; Mucoromycota; Mucoromycetes; Mucorales; Mucoraceae
Exons: 3
Coding region: 1-519 (172 amino acids)
Source: RefSeq, a predicted model, not a curated record